Grus americana (Whooping crane) is the source of this 2290-nucleotide messenger RNA. RefSeq names its product RAP2C, member of RAS oncogene family (gene RAP2C). Gene Ontology annotation, cellular component: plasma membrane. NCBI's taxonomy places the organism in Eukaryota, Metazoa, Chordata, Aves, Gruiformes, Gruidae. Gene Ontology annotation, molecular function: GTPase activity; GDP binding; GTP binding. Gene Ontology annotation, biological process: negative regulation of cell migration; Rap protein signal transduction. The record is from RefSeq and is a predicted model, not a curated record. Bases 143 to 838 code for a protein of 231 amino acids. The transcript has 3 exons.
CACCCGCAAACCUGUCCUGCCACCAGAGAAGGCGGCAGGGCUGCCUCGGUGCCACACUCAAAGCCGUCCCCCGCGGCGAGUGUCGCCGCAUUAAGCGUCCGGGCCCUGUUUGCGCGGCCGGUGACGCAGCACGUCAUGGGGCAUGCCCAGCCCGCGCCGCCGGGGCUCCGCGCCGGAAGUGACCGGUGAAAGCGGCGGGGAGGGGCGCGCCUCCGGGUGCCGCAGCAUAACCCUUCCGGGCGGGGGCGGCCGCUGCCGGGCGGUUCCCGUGGCUGAGGCGCGGCGGUAUGGAGUGAGGCGCGGCGGACGGCGCGGGAGCAGCGGCGCCUCGCCCUUCUCCUCAGGCGGGCCGGAGCUAUGCGAGGGCCGCGCUGCCGCCUGCCCUAGGCCCGGGCCGCGGCGGCGGGCCCGGCGGGGGAGCGGCGAGCGGCUGCGGGGCCCGAUGCGGGAGUACAAGGUGGUGGUGCUGGGCAGCGGGGGGGUGGGGAAGUCCGCCCUGACGGUGCAGUUCGUCACCGGGACCUUCAUCGAGAAGUACGACCCCACCAUCGAGGACUUCUACCGCAAGGAGAUCGAGGUGGACUCGUCCCCCUCGGUGCUGGAGAUCCUCGACACGGCGGGUACCGAGCAGUUCGCCUCCAUGCGCGAUCUCUACAUCAAAAACGGCCAGGGCUUCAUCCUCGUCUACAGCCUGGUCAACCAGCAGUCCUUCCAGGUACUUAUCAGGAUGCCACCAUUGUUAAAUCCCACGCAGUGUUGGAGAACAAUGACCCACUCACACUUCCCCCAUAGAAGUCUUUUGGCAAUCCCCUUUUAUGAAGAAAUCACUCAAUAUUAAAAUCGAGACUUCCUUUUUCUUUUUUUUUUUCCCUCCUUCUUAAACGGCAUGUUUCUUCAGUUGGUCUUGAAGAGAGUCUUAUUGUUCUGCUGUUGUGACUUGUUAAGUAAGCUGCUAUUUUCCACCCCCUCCCCUCAAAAUAUAUUCCUGUCCAGAAUAAGCUUGAUGCUUUCUCAGCGUAGGUGGUGUACUGGAGAGGAGAAGCAAACCAUAUGUGAUAAUUUGUGGGUCUGGAUUUCAUUUCUACUAUUAAAACUCUCCAAAAAAUGGAAACAUCUCAGCCAGUAACUGAUCUGAGCUGCCUCUAGAAAUGAGGCUUUAUUUGUGGGGAAUAAGUGGAUUUAGCAGCACUGCAUGCAGCACAGGGAUUUGCAACUACUGCGUUGGCUUCAGUUGCUGAGUUGGGUGUAUUCCAGCGGCUUGGCAAAACCUUGCACACCCCCACUGAAGCAGUGUGUUUGCUUCUGCUGAAGGCUAAACUUUAUCUUAGCAGAGGCCUGGAAAUAGCCUGAGUACAAGCUGAAGACAUACUUUCUUUGGAGAACAGCAGCAACGACAUUGGGAUGUUUGUCCCCUCGUUUUUGCUUAUUCUGGGGACCAGUGAGUUAUUGGAGGAAUGGACAUGCAGUUAGUAAUCCACCCUGUUAAUAUUUAAUUAUUCUUGUCGGUCUAUAGCAUGUUUACUCUGAAGCCUGGUAGUAAGGCGUAAAGAAGGUGUAAACCACUCUCUGCAGUUCUUUUACACAGUGAUAACUUCAAACGCUUGAAUUGCUUUGUCUCGGAACUAUGCAAGAAUUUGUAGAACUUAGUAGUACUGAUAGUAACUUAAAACACUCAAGGGGCAGGGGAGGCUGACUCAGACUUUCAAGUGUAAACUCUGAUGUUAGCUCAGACUUGAAUAAAUGCAUCUCUAGGUAAUAAAAUCUUUUUACAGCAUCUAAUUUGGUUACUUACGUGUGAUUAAAUAUGUUCACAAUGAAUUAUUCUAAGCAUUCCAGAAGUGAGAAGACUUUAUUUAAAUUACUAGCUUUCUCAAGCUGUAAACUAAACACAAGCUUCCUAAUGAUUGUGUAAUGGCAUGCUACUGCUAAUGUUACAGGUUGUUAGACUUGAGACAAUUUUUUCAGAAAGCUGAAAUCAACUUUCAAAGCAGCUAUACUGUAUCUUCAUCUGAACCAAAAGUCUCUCUUAGAGUACAGUAGCCACUUUCUGUUUGUAUAUAUGCAUACAUUUUAUGAAAUGUGCAUGCAUUUAUAUACAAUAAAAAUAACUUUUAUUAAAGAUGGGUAGUAAACUUUCUCCAAGUUCUAGAUCCACAUGAAUAUAAAUUUAGGAAGUCUUCUGAUGUACUUUGAAUGUUCGAUUGCAUGUGAGGAUUAUUAAAAUGUACUUCUGUAGUGGUUAAAUAGCAAUUUCAUGUGAUUACUUACACAUACUAACCAGUUGGAUUGU